This is a messenger RNA of Colossoma macropomum (tambaqui), 1375 nucleotides long. It is a transcript of the gene rpf1, whose product is annotated as ribosome production factor 1 homolog. Gene Ontology annotation, molecular function: rRNA primary transcript binding. Gene Ontology annotation, cellular component: preribosome, large subunit precursor; nucleolus. Gene Ontology annotation, biological process: maturation of LSU-rRNA; maturation of 5.8S rRNA. The transcript is spliced from 9 exons. The coding region runs from base 74 to 1132 and encodes 352 amino acids. The record is from RefSeq and is a predicted model, not a curated record. NCBI's taxonomy places the organism in Eukaryota, Metazoa, Chordata, Actinopteri, Characiformes, Serrasalmidae.
UCUUGAUUUCCGGCUAAAAGCGUUUCUCAAAAACACACGUGAACUCCGGCAAGUUGUUCAUAACAUCUUAAAAAUGGAUUUUGUUGAGGUGCCAGUCUCUGAGGAUGUACCCAGUAAGAAAUGUAAAGUUAAAAAAGAAAAGAAGAAACAAAAACGCGCGGAGGAAACAGAAGAUAAGGGUCCGGAGUCUGAAUGUGCGGAGACCUCAUCUUCACGACCUGCACUGCCUCCCACUUUCAGCCUGUCUGAGAUAAAGAACAAACAGCGCAGACAGCUCAUGUUCAUGAAGCUGAAGCAGGAGAAACGCAAGCAAAAACUGGAACUGAGGAAAAAAAGAAGAAAAGAGCGAGAAGCACUUGGUGACAAGGCACCACCGAAAGAAGUUCCGAAGACAAUUGAAAACCAGAGAGUGUAUGAUGAGACGACAGUAGACCCAGAGGACGAGGAGGUGGCUUAUGAUGAAGGGACAGAUGAAUUCUCAGCUUAUUUCAACAAACUGAUAAACCCCAAGGUUCUCAUCACCACAUCAGACAGACCAAGAGGAAGAACUGUCCGGUUUUGUGAGCAGUUAGCGUCAGUAAUACCAAAUGCGCAUGUGUACUACAGAAGAGGUCUUGCGCUGAAGAGGAUCAUUCCUCAGUGCAUAUCACGAGACUUCACAUACCUCUUGGUCAUUAACGAGGAUCGAAAAGUGCCAAACGGUAUGAUUCUGUGUCACCUUCCUGAUGGACCAACUGCGCAUUUCAAAGUCAGCAGUGUUCGACUUCGCAAAGAAAUGAAGAGGAAAGGGAAAGACCCAACCGAGCACUACCCAGAGGUCAUUCUGAACAACUUCACCACUAGACUGGGCCACAGCAUCGGCCGCUUGUUUGCCGCGUUGUUUCCUCACGAUCCACAGUUUGAGGGUCGUCAGGUUGCCACUUUUCACAACCAGCGAGACUUCAUCUUCUUCAGGUUUCACAGAUACAUCUUCAAGAAUGAAAAGAGAGUAGGCAUUCAGGAACUAGGACCUCGUUUCACCCUGAAGUUACGCUCCCUGCAGAAAGGGACAUUUGACUCGAAGUUUGGGGAGUAUGAAUGGGUUCACAAGCGUCAUGAAAUGGACUCCAACAGAAGAAAAUUCCAUCUCUGAGAAUAUGUGGGGGAUGGAGAGAACCAUGAAAAUGACAACUUUCUGAUUGUGUAUUUGAACUGCAUUUUGCUAUUUCUGUAAAAAAAGCAACUAUCAUUUCUGAUAAUCUGCCCUUCUGCAGAUUUUUUGAAUAGAUGAAAUGCGAGGCCGUCUGAGAGUCUGAUCACAAAACCUGCCACGGGAAAGUGGAUGGCAGAAUUGUACAGUGGAUAUAUGUAUAUUAAAAUAUGCCAUGUACCUACA